Messenger RNA from Choloepus didactylus (southern two-toed sloth), 2247 nucleotides. RefSeq names its product akirin-1-like. Gene Ontology annotation, cellular component: nucleus; chromatin. The transcript has a single exon. Lineage: Eukaryota; Metazoa; Chordata; Mammalia; Pilosa; Megalonychidae. Gene Ontology annotation, molecular function: transcription coregulator activity. The coding region runs from base 52 to 627 and encodes 191 amino acids. The record is from RefSeq and is a predicted model, not a curated record. Gene Ontology annotation, biological process: positive regulation of macrophage chemotaxis; positive regulation of transcription by RNA polymerase II; positive regulation of lamellipodium assembly.
CAGGCCGCAUUUACCGCCGCGUCCGCGCCUGGUCCCUGGCCCCUCAGCGGUAUGGCGUGCGGGGCGACGUUGAAGCGGCCCAUGGAGUUCGAGGCGGCGCUGCUGAGUCCCGGCUCCCCGAAGCGGCGGCGCUGUGCCCCUCUGCCCGGCCCGGCUCCCGGCCUUAGGCCCCCGGAGGCCGAGCCGCCGCCGCUUCAGACACAGAUCCCACCGCCGGCUCUGCAACAGCCUGCCUCGCCCGGUAGCGAGCGACGCCUUCCAACUCCGGAGCAAAUUUUUCAGAACAUAAAACAAGAAUAUAGCCGUUACCAGAGGUGGAGACAUUUAGAAGUUGUUCUUAAUCAGAGUGAAGCUUGCACUUCGGAAAGUCAUCCUCACCCCUCAGCACUCACAGCACCUAGUUCUCCAGGUUCCUCCUGGAUGAAGAAGGACCAGCCCACCUUUACCCUCCGUCAAGUUGGAAUAAUAUGUGAGCGUCUCUUAAAAGACUAUGAAGAUAAAAUUCGGGAGGAGUAUGAGCAAAUCCUCAAUACCAAACUAGCAGAACAAUAUGAAUCUUUUGUGAAAUUCACACAUGAUCAGAUUAUGCGACGAUAUGGGACAAGGCCAACAAGCUACGUGUCCUGAAGGUUUCUUGCAUAUCUGAGUACCAGGUUUGACCUCAAGAGAUGGCUGCUGUAUACUUUUUGCAACUGGUUUGAUAUCACAUUUCAGCUCCAACUUUGCAUCCUGAGAACACUUAAUUGUUUCUGCAGGUCCAUUUUAUACAACUUGAAAGAUGUUGAAACUUUCUGGUUGCCACAAGCAUAUCUUUCUUUCCUGCUCAUCCAAUAAACAGCUGUGCCCUACUGUGAUAGAUUUUCCAAACAAAAAACCUGGAGCAGCAGUUUAGUAAAAUAUGCCUUCAGUGGCACUCAACAAAUGGAGUUUCCCCAAGCACAGUUCUGUAAGAAGUGUGUGUGUGAGAGUGUGUGUAUAUGUGUGUAUGUGCAUUUUAAGUUAUUAUUUGUAUUGUGCAAAUUUUUUGAUCUUGGGGAUUCUGGCUGUGAAUUUGAUGCACGACAAUUAUGGUUAAAAACAUUUGCUUGGUCUACAGAAGAUCAUUAAUGUUUUGUGACCAUAUAAGUUGUAACAGUGGAUUAUUUUAUGUGUAGGUAUUAUUGUUAAAUACAAGGACUGUUUCCAGGCACAGAAUAUGAAUCAUAAGUUAGGAUGGACAUUAGAUAUGAUUAUGACAUAGCGAAGGUCUGCAGUCUAGGUCUGCAGAUGCAUGGUGAGGAAUUACAACAAAUUGGAGGAUAGGCCAUUCGACACAUGGACUCCGCCUAGCCGUGUUACAAAAAUACUUUGACUCCAAGCCUUAAAAUACCCACAUGGAGUCUGUGCUCACCUCAUUCACACAAUCAGAGAGCUCCCUGGACACUAAACCUCUCCAGGGAAAAGAUCUCUCCUAGAGCAGGAACAUCAGGGUUUGUUCCAUAGCAUAGCAUAGGUGAGCAUGGGGCUGGGCCAGCCCCAGUGGCACUGCCACUUGGGCAGAAUUGGGAUCCUUUAGUUGGGUUUCCCCAAAUUCUUUUAAGAGGCGUCCGUGUUCAACUGCUUGAGUUUUGUUUUGGUAACCUCCUGCCUGAGGUUGCUUAUGGGCUGUUCUUCACUUGGUUUCCAAGGCUGAGGAACAGAAAGUAGCCUCUGUUUUGAGGAGGUGGAAGUUGAGUAUACAUUUAUUUUUUACUGUGACUUGUUCAGGACCACAUUUUACAAAAUGCCUUGUUUCAUUAUUGUUUCUGGAAAGGAAAGUUCUAUUAAAAUUGUUUUAGUUUAAUAUAGAAUAGUUUUUUUUAAUUAGGGCUUAUUUUGAAAAAUUCUGAAUUUAAUUCAAAUGUAUGCCAAUACCUUCCAAAGUAAGGUAAUAUUCACAGACAGUUGUUCAGAUCAGAUGGCUUAGAGAAAUUUCUGGAAUAUUCACAUUCAAAGAUUCCUUAUUAAUGAAUGUCUUUGACAUAAACCUAACCAAAAACUGCAACAUUAUUCUUUGUAAAUUUUCAUUAUAUAGUGUUAACAAGCUUAGUUGCAAACAAAUAAAAUACUUAAGCUAUUUGUUUACCUUGCCUUCUUACUACUGUGAUAAUGUUUAUUCAUUCAAGUAAUUUAUGUGAGGCUGCUAUAACUUUCUCCAGUUCAUCAUUACGUUGAAGAUUUAUAGACUUUAAAGCCCAGCAUUGAUCUUUUAAUUAUUAAAGAAUGAAU